AGGAAUAACCCGCGCUUCGGGGAGCUUGCCCGGAUGGUGGCCCAGAACCCUCAGAUGUUGGCCCAGAUCCUGCCCGCCCUGGCCCAGAGCAACCCGGGCCUCGUGCAGGCCAUGCAGGCCGACCCAGAGGGCUUCCAGCGGAUCCUGGAGGAGGCCGCCGCGGGCGGCGGCCAGCCCCAGGACCCGGUGGCCGCCAUGCUGGCGGCGGCGCAGGCGGGCGGCGGCGGCGGGCAGCCCGGCGCCGGGGGGCCCGGCCCUGGGCAGAACGUCGUCCGCCUCUCUGAGGAGGAGAGCGCCGCGGUGGACAGGCUCGCCGCCCUGGGCUUCGACAGGAACAUGGCUGCCCAGGCGUAUUUCGCGUGCGACAAGAACGAGGAGCUGGCUGCGAACUUCCUCUUCGACAACCCGGCCAUGGACACAGACUGAGUCACGCUCGGGGGCGUUCUUCUGCACGUGCACGUGGGAAGGGGGCACGAAGGGGAGGGGACAUGAGGAAGGUACGACUUGAGUCCGACAAGUAUUAUCUUGG
Prorocentrum cordatum is the source of this 529-nucleotide messenger RNA. The record is from the annotation of a GenBank genome assembly. NCBI's taxonomy places the organism in Eukaryota, Dinophyceae, Prorocentrales, Prorocentraceae.